Molecule: messenger RNA, 2856 nt
Organism: Myxocyprinus asiaticus (Chinese sucker)
Lineage: Eukaryota; Metazoa; Chordata; Actinopteri; Cypriniformes; Catostomidae
Gene: tmem214
Product: transmembrane protein 214
Exons: 16
Coding region: 119-2170 (683 amino acids)
Cellular component (GO): Golgi apparatus; endoplasmic reticulum
Source: RefSeq, a predicted model, not a curated record
AUAUGAAGCAGCUUGCACACAAGCCAUCAGACAGACGUGGCAUAAGAAACCGCCGGUGUGAUCCGAUCAAAGCUGUGGAUUAUUUAUUAAUUAUCGUUUAUUUCUUUCGAUCGUGAUCAUGGCCUCUGGUGUGGGCAAAUGGGAGGUGGUGAAGAAAGGGAAGAAGCCGAAUAACAGCAGCGUUUCCGGUGCAAAAACUCAACAACAGGAGAAGAAAUCAAGCAGGAAAGCGUUGAGGGAGGCCAACAUGAGCCAAACUGACACGAACCGCGUGAUGUCUGAGACCAUCUAUGACGGCUUUGAGAAGAUGGUAAAGAAGCAGAAUAAAGAGCAGGUUCCUCCUCCAGUGGAACCCCAACAGAAGAAACCAAACACGGGGAAACAGACCAAGAAACCCCCCACCAAUGGCAGCACCAAACCCACCAACUACAAAACCCUGGAGGAGGCCGUCAAAGCCUUGAAUGUGGUGGAGUUGAAGCAGCAGUUGGAGAAAAGUCAAACUUUAUUUCCUGAGAAUCCGUCUGUGUGGGUGAAAGAUCUCGCCGGAUACCUGAACUACAAACUGCCAGCGCCGGACACAGACCCCACGCUCAGCAGCUACACCCACGAUUACCCAUACUGCCUCGCUGGGAAGGAGUUGAGGGGCGUUAUCAAGAACCUGCUGAGCAAAUGUUCAGACACGCUGCCAGAGUUCUUUGACCACUGUCUGAUCACCAUGCUCCGGGAACAGGACCGACAGCCAUGGGAAUCACUGCAUGGCUACAGGAUGUGCAUUCAAGCUGUCAUGCAGGACAAAUCCAAAAUAGCCACGCUGAACCUCGCAGACCACCUGGAGCUGCUGCGGUCUCAUCAGAACCGGCCGGUGAAGUGUCUGAGCAUCAUGUGGGCGCUGGGACAGGCGGGAUUCUACGACCUCAGUCAGGGCAUCAGAGUUUGGUUGGGGAUAAUGCUUCCUGUUCUCGGGAUCAAAUCUCUCUCUGCGUACGCCAUCGCAUACCUGGAACGACUCCUCACUCUACAUGCCAACCUGACCAAAGGGUUUGGCAUUAUGGGGCCAAAAGAAUUCUUCCCGCUGCUGGACUUUGCUUACAUGCCCAAAAAUGCCCUGUUGCCAAGUCUACAGGAGCAGCUGUGUCGGCUAUACCCGCGACUGAAGGUGCUGGCAUUCGGAGCGAAACCCGAGUGCACUCUUCACACAUAUUUCCCCUCUUUCCUGUCACGAGCCACGCCCAACUGUCCCAACGCCAUGAAGAAAGAGCUGCUCAGCAGUCUGAUGGAGUGUCUGUCUGUAGACAGCCAGAGUCUGAGUGUGUGGAGGCAGUUAUACACCAAACACCUGCCCCAGUCCAGUCUUCUGUUAAAUCACUUGCUCAAGUCGUGGAACACACUGUCACCAAAGUUACGGAAGAACCUUCAGGACACCAUCCAGUCCUUCAGAGUGACCAAUGAAGAGCUGCAGACCACCACAAACACACAGGAAAUACACAAGUGCAACACACUCUGCCAUUCUCUGCAGUUAAAGAUGCGUGGUCAGGGUUUCCCAUGGCGGCGUGUGCUGAUGAUGACGUUAGUGUUUGUGGCAGGGUUCAUCGCACAUGACAUCAGGUCACAGGGGUCAUUCGCAGACUCCACGACAGCACUCUACCUGGAGAGGUCAUGGGUCAUGGCAGUAUCCCAGCAGGCCUGGAGCAAAGUGUCACACUACAGCCAACAGGGCAUCAGCUGGUUGGCGGAGAACGCACCAUAUUAUUAUUCUCGUGUGGUGGAGGUGCUGGGUCCGUUGCUGGAGGAUGGGCAAGAGAAGAUGAAUUUGGCAGCAGUCUUCAUCGCACGGAAGAGCUCAGAACUUUUACUGUGGCUACAAGAGAAUGUGCCACUGCUCAAAGAAUGGAUCAAUGCGAAUACUCCAGAGAGUGUGUUUCAGUGUUUAGAAUAUGUGAAGGAGUUUCUGCUGUACAUUCAUGAGCAGUUCAUCAUACCAUCGCUGCGGUAUCUGAACACGGCGCUACAACACACCUGGCAGAAUCUACAGGACUCCUGCAAUGGUGAAGUGUCGCUCUACUGUUUACAAAACCACCUGAAGUCCUUCACAAACGUCACCUGGAGUUACCUGCAGGACGCCACAUCUGCCAUCAAGAGCCGAGCACAAGAGCUGCUGUCACGAGCGUGAUACACACACACACACACACACACACACACACAUUCAGACAUACUUUUCAAACGGACAUUUUUCCACCGGUUUUUUGCUAUUUUUAUUUAUUUUUUAUUCUUUGUCAAUUUGCAUGAGAUUUUAUAUCUGUUGUAUGGACAGCUCUGUCUUUUAUGCAGAUGAAUGUGUUUUCAUUAUUUUACAUAAAGGUUGCCAAACCAGAGUGAAUCGAGAAGAGACACGCUGUUUAUGAUUUAGGUUUCAAUAGUCUAAUAAACUAGUGAUUGGACUCAAAUGACACGUCCGUGUCACAUGACUACUGCUGCUGGCUGAGCUCUUUACUUGAACACUGAAUAUGAAUGUGACGGCCCUCUGUAUGAUAGUCAAUGGAUGAUUUUGUAGAGCAACUCUGAGUUCAGUUACAAACUUUACAAACUUUUUAACAAUUGAACGGCCUCCAGUCGCAUUCAAAACCGACCAGAAUCUUCUGCUUUUAGACUAUUCUGUGUUCGAAUUGGCUAAAAGCAUUCAGGUUUUGCUAGAGAGGUUCAGUUGUGGUUUCAGAACUGGUUCCGGAGUUGUUAAGGAGACCACAAUAUUUAAAUACAAUGUAUCAUUUCAAACAAGUGUGUGUCCUGUAAUGAGCUGAUUUGUUACUUUGUAAAUGAUUUAUAAAUAAAUAAACUAAUGCUGUUCAGUUCAAAUCA